Gongylonema pulchrum is the source of this 288-nucleotide messenger RNA. The record is from the annotation of a GenBank genome assembly. NCBI's taxonomy places the organism in Eukaryota, Metazoa, Nematoda, Chromadorea, Rhabditida, Gongylonematidae.
AUGUCUUCAUAUAUAUUGAUGGACAUAUUGCUGGACGAGAAUGGCGGUGGUGCCGUUACAGCAACAGCAAUUUAUGCUGCACUCUCGAAGCAACUUGGAAUAAUGUUUGGCGAUUACGGAUAUGCGGCAGCGAAGCUGUCACUCAACGUCAAGGUAUUUGAUGCGGAAACAGCAACCGUUGUUGUAAGGAUAUCGAAAGAAUCAGCGCAGCGCUUGCUUUCAACUGUACCAUUUGUGCGCAGUGUUGGUAACAUACCAGCAGUACUGGAAGUGCUUUUUGUUGGUUAG